AUGGUUCAAACCUUUACCAAUUGUGAUACUGGAGAAUGGUACGGCUUCGGAAACUCUUCGCAAUUCAAUAUUGGCCAGACGGUGCAAGUUCAGUUUGGAGCUUUCGAUGAGGGCACAACGAAACUGAAUAUUUAUCUCACAAGACCGGGCGGUAGUCUGGUCAAAUCGCUCGUCCUCAACGCUGGUUUCGGCCGAGGUAGCUCGGUAUACCGUUUAUAUAAUUCUUCUUCAACAUGUGAACUGGAUCAACUCAACUUGACCAUCCCGAACGAUGCGGGGGUCGCUACAAACUCCUUUGAUACGUUCCAAUUCGGCAUUUUCAACUCAUCGACUAGUCUGGGCGAAAAUGGAAACCCUCUCUCUGGCUUUUUAUCGUGGUCACCCAACUUCGAGGUGUGGAAUAACGCCACUACAACCGCACCAGCUUCCGGAACGACGUCUGCGACAUCCAAAACAUCCGCAACAAUUACAUCAGCGCCAAAUCAGAGUACAACAACUACGUUGAUACCUGAAAAUAAUAGUUCUGGAGGACUGUCGUUAGGGGCCAAGGCUGGGAUAGGUGUUGGUGUUGCUGUUGGAGGCGUGUUGCUGGCAGUUUUGAUAGUGGGUGUAUGGUUAUGGAAUCGUAAGAGGCGGAAUGCGUUACCGAGAGAAACAGAUGCGCAGAUGGAGUCAUUCUCAAAACCGCCAGGGCCUGGAGGCAACAUACAGAGCGAGGACUUGCAUGAACUACCGCCUGCUGCUAAUCAGCAAACAGACGUGAAAGGGCAUUAUCAACCCAUUCCCCAGCAGCCUGUGGUGCAUGAGAUGCCCUCGACCAAUCAAACGUACGAGAUGCCAUGA
Messenger RNA from Talaromyces stipitatus ATCC 10500, 843 nucleotides. RefSeq lists its product as uncharacterized. The coding region runs from base 1 to 843 and encodes 280 amino acids. The record is from RefSeq and is a predicted model, not a curated record. The transcript is spliced from 2 exons. NCBI's taxonomy places the organism in Eukaryota, Fungi, Ascomycota, Eurotiomycetes, Eurotiales, Trichocomaceae.